AGGUAAAAAGUACAGCAAUCAAUAUUCAAAAUAUCGUGAUAUUUAAAUUACUGCUGCACGGCACCCUUCCGAACCAAAUACCCCCUAUUAGGCCCAUUAACUGGGCCCGCUGAUUUAUCGGUCUGAUAGCCAAUAAAAGGCCGAAUUAUCGGAUGGGCUGGCUAACUGCCAGAGGAGGCAUAGCUCAUUUUGCCCACAAAAUAUAGCCUGGUUCCAACCCUUCUCCCAGCCGCACAUAUCCCUCCCUUCUCCCGUUCUAGGGUUAGGGCUUCCGCUCCUUCUCUAGAGGAGCCGCCGCCGCCACCACCUCCGCCCCAAGCAGCCGCCAGCAACAUCAACCAGCCAGCGCCUCCCCUCCUCCAAGGAGCCUCCCUCAUCCGCUCACCUCCCGUCAUCCAGCAACGAGGAGCAUCCAGUGCCCCCGCCCCCGAGCUUGCCGUCUCCUCACCGACCAGCCGACGGCGCCGUCCUCAAGAUUGCUUCCCCAAGCUUGCUACUUCUUCCUGCUUCCUCGCCUACUCCGCCCGUCCUCUGUCCAUGGCUUCCUCAAACAUCAAGGUUUGUGAUGGCUUGGUAAUAGGAAAGAACAGACCUAAGGAGCUUUAUUUAUCAGAAAUGUGUAAAAUUGAAGAUGACCCUAUUGCAAUACCCAUCGAGGCUAAUGCAUAUGGAAAGGGCUUGCCCUAUGCUCCUAUAAACUGGCCAUGUCUUGGAGAUGAGUGGAAAUGGAAAGUGGGAAAGAGAUAUUAUACUGGGCACUGGCAUGAUAGGUAUCUUAUCCCUCCCUCACGAUUUCGUGAUGCUAAUGGUAGAAGGAUACUAUUCAGAAGUAAAAAGCAUGUUGAAGAGUUUAUCAAGAGAGAAUUUCCGGACACCGACCCUAACACAUUCUUCUCUAUGUUUAUAUGGAAGAUCCCUUGUGAGGGAAGCGUGAUUCAAAGAGGAACUCGGCAAUUGAGGGGUCCCAAACUUGAAAAUCUCUUAGCAAAUCCAACUAAAGAGAAGUUACGGUUUAUUAAAUCUUCACUAGCACAUGAUUAUGACAUGUUCUGCACAAUGCCUAAUUUCCGUGCUGAAUGUUGUUGUAUUAUCUGUGGUAUGGUUGUUGACUAUUCCUGUGGAGGUUAUAACUACAUGAAGUGUGAGGCUACUAUUGGUGAGAACACCAAAUGUGGGCAUGUUGGGCACCUUCACUGUGCUCUUAAAAGUUCGAUGGCUGGAACUGUUGGAGGAGGUAUUUUCUUGGAUAUGGAAUAUUACUGCAGGUGGUGUGAUAACAAAACAAAUUUGAUGAUGCAUGUGGAAAAACUAUUGGAAACAUGUCGACCUCUUCAAUCAAAGGAGAAAAUUAAGACUAUCCUAGACAUGGGCUUAUCCAUCUUGAGAGGCUCAAGAAAAGAGCAAGCAAAAAUCUUGGAGAACUACAUGGGAUCAGUGAUGGCAAAGAUUAACGAUGGGGUUGAUCUUAAUGAAGUAUGGAAAAAGGAAGAUUGUGAUGGUGUGGCAACAUUGGAUGCAGAAGAAAUUUUCCCACCAACCACUACUACCGUGAUGCUGAGGGCUAGCCAUUAUCCAUAUCUAAAUAGUCUAUAAGUUGAGACUGACUUGUAGAGGGUUGUGAAAACCGUUCAAGUCCAAGCUCGAGUAGGAAAAUUUCAGGUCCAUGACCAAAGUUUCUAAUGGAUUCAAGAAAAUAACAACAAAGACAUCCAGGAGCAUUUACUGUUAUUGGAAAAAUAGUUAAAAGUUAGACAAGCUUAAACUAAAGUACCAUGGUUUACCGUGAACCAUCAUUUGCAAUGUUGAUGCACUAUUGUACCUCUUGUAUCUCCUAAGGUGUUGCUCUCUUCAAGGCACAUUAUUAGUUUGCCCUAGGAAUAUUCACUCCAAUAUUUUGAAACAAACAUUCCCCUAUUUAUAAAUAGUCACUCCAACUUAUAAAUGAUUUGUUU
Messenger RNA from Hordeum vulgare subsp. vulgare (domesticated barley), 1952 nucleotides. RefSeq lists its product as uncharacterized. The record is from RefSeq and is a predicted model, not a curated record. The transcript is spliced from 6 exons. Bases 538 to 1593 code for a protein of 351 amino acids. Lineage: Eukaryota; Viridiplantae; Streptophyta; Magnoliopsida; Poales; Poaceae.